UGCCCAUCUCCACCACACACAGUACUGCGAUGUUCUAGUCGUCCUUAUACAACUCAAUCUACUGCAUCGCUAUCACUCCCAUUCGACCCCGUCCACCGUUCGGAUCAUACGCCCAUCCUCCUAUGCACAUAUCUCGUUCCGGUCGUCCAAAAACGGCAAGCCUUUCCUAUGCCGUUACUGUAAAUCCGUUCUUUCCAUUCUUCCCCCAUUCACAACUCGGCAUCUACAACGAAAAGUGUUCUAGUACCCCCCCCUCCGGUUCCACCACACGUCGGACUCAUCUUUCAUUAUCCCACGAACCCAUCGGAAUAUACACAAGUAAUUUGCUUGCUUCUCAUAUAUACAUUAUAUCUCAUACACAAGUCCAGUGUCGAUCCAGCCAACAGUACUCCCCGGCCCCCAUGCUAUCUCUUUCCCUUUCUAUGCUAUUAUCUAGGGACCAGUAUCAAUUCCCCUAUGUACCAGACACAGUAUGUAAUAUUCCAACGAAAAAAAAAAGGCCUCAAAUCGAUCCAUUAUGCUGCCCACACCCACAUAACAUCCGGGACGACGCUGCCGAGUUCAGUUCCAGUUGGGGAUAUCGAUAAGUUCACCUAGGCAAAAAAAAAAAAAAGAUUUGAAAUUGAAAUUAAAGAGCAAGAAGAGUCAAGCUAUUAUGCACCUACUCGUGGGCCUGGGGGGUCUGAGGCGGCAGUGUGGCUGCAGGCCGACGGAGGCUGGAUGGAAGAAUCAUCUUAUCGUGAUCGAUCGAUCGACACGGUAGCUAGCUAGCUAGGCUACCACAAAAUGCAAAAACUGGUUAUAUAAUAGUUCCGCUUUGUGUGGAUGUGGAAUUAAACCCUGGUUUGAG
Messenger RNA from Cantharellus anzutake, 850 nucleotides. RefSeq lists its product as uncharacterized. The record is from RefSeq and is a predicted model, not a curated record. The coding region runs from base 123 to 587 and encodes 154 amino acids. Lineage: Eukaryota; Fungi; Basidiomycota; Agaricomycetes; Cantharellales; Hydnaceae. The transcript is spliced from 4 exons.